Molecule: messenger RNA, 34282 nt
Organism: Coregonus sp. 'balchen'
Lineage: Eukaryota; Metazoa; Chordata; Actinopteri; Salmoniformes; Salmonidae
Source: the annotation of a GenBank genome assembly
GUCCUACUCUAUUGUGACUGCGAUAGGGAUAGUGUUACUGCUUCACUCCUCUGUUCCACCAAACUAUACAACGUACACAGGAAGAAAAAAGAGGUUCAAUGGGUAAUUAUAAAUCAAGACCAACUCAGACAUGUACAGGUAAUGGCUUGUUCUCUUUCAGUGUUUUGUGCUGCCUGAGAGUAUAUGUCGGGGUCUAAAUAUGUACUAUAGAAGCCUAUUAAGAAGCUUCGCUUUGGAAAAUGUAUGUCCAAUAGGGUGGGAGUAACUUUUGCUGCCAUUUUCCCACUUCCUUUGGUAUUUAAACUAGGAUAUAGAGAAGUUACAUUAUUUAACAUUGGAAAAUACAAGUGAUGGGAAAUGCAGUCUGUAGAUGUACUAAAUCCAUUUCAGUGUGUAACCUAUGGAAAGCGUUUCAGCUUUUUAAAAUUACAGUACCUCAGUCGCAAUCAGGCUAAUAACUCAGUAAAUGAUGCUAUACCUAUGCUAACAGUAUCUUGCCUAACUCCCUUUCUGAAGAUGAGUGGAAGAAGAAGGUGAGCGAGUCGUACUCCGUGAUCAUCGAGAGGCUGGAGGAUGACCUACGCAUCAAAGACAGCGAGCUGAUAGACCUCAAACAGGUCUUCAGGUAACAGAGGCUCUCUGUGAUAAAAGCCAUACAUUUAUUCCCUAUUCAUUCUUCCAUGUGUCAUGUUGUAAUGUCAUAAGGUGACACAAAAUGUUAUGAUAGUGACUUCAGGUAACAGUAGCUCUCUGUGGUUAAAGUGAUGCAUUCAUCCCUGUUCAGUCUUUCACAUGUCAUGAUAUAACAUCAUGUCAUGAUAUAACAUCACAGAAAUGUUAUGAUAGUGACUCAUGCCCAGUCUCCAUAUAGUUCUAGACAUUGUCCAAAUGUCUUCUGGGUCGAUUAUUACUGUUGCUAUAUGUUAUAUUAAAUGGAUUAUAUGUUUUACAUCAGUGUCCUAAUUAUGGUGUAAAGGAAGGACAGUGUAAUAGCUAUUGUAAUUACACAUUUGUACGCUGGACUUACAUCAGUAUGUUGUAUUUGGAUGGCUCAGCUCUGAUGAAGCUUUCCAGAAAGUGAACUUGAAUUACCGGACAGAGAGCGGGCUGUCCCUGUUGCAUCUCUGCUGCAUGUGUGACGGUAUGUACGAUUAUUACUAUUAAUAACCUCUUACCAAAACAUUAAAGUGUUACAUUUGCUGCUGCACUCUUGGCUUGACGCCCAUGAGCUCAUUAGCUUUGAUUGUGCUCCAUUGUUUUGUUAGCCUGGUCCCAGAUCUGUUUAUGCUGUCUAACCAGCAAUAUAAACUGGGUGGUUCAAGCCCUGAGUGCUGAUUGGCUGAAAGCCGUGGUAUAUGAGACCGUAUACCACGGGUAUGACAAAACAUUUAUUUUUACUGUUCUAAUUCCGUUAGUAACCAGCUUAUAAUAGCAAUAAGGCACCUCACGGUUUGUGGGAUAUGGCCACUAUACCACGGCUAAGGGCUGUGUCCAGGCACUCCACGUUGCGUCAUGCAGAGUGGUAUAUUGGCCAUAUACCACACCCCCUCGGGCCUUAUUGCUUAAAUAUAGAUCUAGGAACAGAGACAAUAUACCACAGACAGAUCUGAUGCCAGGCUAGUAUAUGGUUUUCUCCAGGGAAUAAAGUCCACAUACGGACUCUGAUGUUGAAAGGCCUACGUCCAUCCAGGCUUACCAGGAAUGGGUUCACUGCUCUACACCUGGCUGUCUAUAAGGUGAGAGAAUGGUUAGACACCUGUUCCCUUCAUAAAUAUAUAUAUAUUUUUUUUAUGCGCACACAAAAAUGAGGAAAGAGAUGGAAAAUGCAUUCAUUUGAAGACAGUGUUAUUGAUAUAGUUACAAAGAUAUGUCUGUAGUGAGUAGGUUACUGUUUAUGAUGUGUGAUUAUAUUGGGAUUUGCUGAACGUUAUAAGAAUGUUGCUGUGGAUUGGCCUUUAUUGUUAAAUGAAUUGGAGACAUUCCAUGGUUUUACCACAUGGUGGAGCGCAAGUCACAUCACAAUGCACACAUUGUUCUAUGAACAGUGUGAUAUGUUCUGUUUUGCUCUCAUGCUAAGGACUAGAGACAGUUCAUCUAGUCCUGAGGCACACAGGAUCAGUAUUACAGAUGUGUCUAUUUUGAGGUCUCGGCUUAAUCAAGGUGCUGAUGACUUGGGGUGAACGUCAUCUGUAUUUCCCUGAUUCCUUACCUCCUCAAAAUGCCUGAAGAGAAGGUCAGACGGGAGGAAGCUUAUCUUCCCCAGUGUGUUUUGAGAGAGGACACAAGGAAUAAAGGAAUACAAUUCUCCUCAAGUGUUAAAGUGAAAACAAACCUACGUGAUUGACAGUAGUUGUGUGUCCUUCCAGGACAAUGCUGAGCUGGUGACGGCAAUGCUCCACGGAGGGGCAGACAUCCAGCAAGUUGGGUACGGUGCCCUCACCGCCCUGCAUAUCGCCACCAUCGCUGGGCACCAUGAGGUGGGCACUGCCUCUGUUUUUUUUUGGGUUUAAAAAUAAAUAAAUCCUCACUGCCCCUGUUUAUACCAGUCUCAGACAUUACCUCACAUUCUGUACAGUACUAUUCAUAUUUAUGAAUCGUUCUGCUGGCGUCAGCAACAAUGGGUGUUCCAACAAGAGAUUUAGUGAUGUGAUUAUAUGAUAAUAAUAUGUCCUGUAAUAUAGCCUACAUGUUGUCAUUCUUAGGCAGUGGAUAUCCUUCUCCAGCACGGAGCCUAUGUCAACGUCCAGGAUGCUGUGUUCUUUACUCCUCUGCACAUUGCUGCUUACUAUGGCCAUGACCAGGUAAUGGUUUAAAAGUUUUGUCCUAAUAUAACAGUGUAGGUAGCUUCAUCCAAGAUAUCCCUCUUUACCUUCUGCCAAGCAGGGGAUGUGUUGAAAUCUGUUCAUCCCUUUUUCUUGUCACCAGAGAUCUAGUCUGCGUCCCAAAUGGCUUCCUAUUGCUUUCAUAGUGCACUAGUUUUGGACCAGAGCUCUAUGGGCUAUAGGGAAUAGAGUGCUGUUUGGGACCUAGCCGUACAGUGUCUAUUACAGUAACCCCCCAGGCCCAGUUCCACUUCCAUGUCAAGUCUGUCUCGUCUGGGUCUCUCCAAGCUCUGCUCCCAUCACGUGACAAAAACAACGAGUUGCCUCUGCUCUGUUAGUAGAGGAACGCGCACUAAUGCCCCGGACCAGAGCUAGGUCUCUCCAUCUCCCACAAUCUUGAUGUAGAUUGAAUACAUGGAUGUCCCCCACCACUCUACACCACUCUCUCACUUGAGUAUCUUACCUAGUUAUUCUCUGAUGAUAUCAUUUUGCUCUUUUGUAGCUUUGGCAACUAUGUGUGUGUUUUCUCUCCCAGUUCGCUCCUCUCCCUGUAGGUUUUACAGAUGCUCACCAGCCCGUGUAUGCAAACCUUCUAAUUUUGUGUACCCUGCGUGCACAACCAAUGUGGAAUUCCUAGUCUCCAGCAGCGUUUGGAACUGCCAAUCUGCAGUCAAUAAGGAUGAGUUAAUCUUUAUAUUUGAGAUUUGAGAUUCUUCAAAGUAGCCACCCUUUGCAUUGAUGACAGCUUUGCACACUCCUGUCAUUCUCUCAACCAGCUUCAUGAGGUAGUCACCUGGAAUGCAUUUCAAUUAAUAGGUGUGCCUUGUUAAAAGUUAAUUUGUGAAUUUCUUUCCUUCCAAAUGCGUUUGAGCCAAUCAGUUGUGUUGUGAUAAGGUAGGGGUGGUAUACAGAAGAUAGCCCUAUUUGGAAAAAGACCAAGUCCAUAUUAUGGCAAGAACAGCUCAAGUAAGCAAAGAGAAACGACAGUCCAUCAUUACUUUAAGACAUGAAUAUCAGUCAAUAUGUAACAUUUCAAGAACUUUUAAAGUUUCUUCAAGUGCAGUCGCAAAAACCAUCAAGCGCUAUGAUGAAACUGGCUCUCAUGAGGACCGCCACAGGAAUGGAAGACCCAGAGUUACCUCUACUGCAGAGGAUAAGUUAAUUAGAGUUAACUGCAUCUCAGAUUGCAGCCCAAAUAUAUGCUUCACAGAGUUCAAGUAACAGACACAUCUCAACAUCAACUCUUCAGAGGAGACUGUGUGAAUCAGGCCUUCAUGGUCAAGAAACACGAGCAAUGGACAUUAGACCGGUGGAAAUGUGUCCUUUGGUCUGGAGUCCAAAUUGGAGAUCUUUGGUUCCAACCACCGUGUCUUUGUGAGACGCGGUGUGGGUGAACGGAUGAUGUCCGCAUGUGUAUUUCCCACCGUAAAGCAUGGAGGAGGAGGUGUUAUGGUGUGGGGGUGCUUUGCUGGUGACACUGAUUUAUUUAGAAUUCAAGGCACACUUAACCAACAUGGCUACCACAGCAUUCUGCAGCGAUUUGCCAUCCCAUCUGGUUUGGGCUUAGUGGGACUAUCAUUUGUUUUUCAACAGGACAAUGACCCAACACACCUCCAGGCUGUGUAAGGGCUAUUUUACCAAGAAGGAGAGUGAUGGAGUGCUGCAUCAGAUGACCUGGCCUCCACAAUCCCCUGACCUCAAACAAAUUGAGAUGGUUUGUGAUGAGGACCGCAGAGUGAAGGAAAAGCAGCCAACAAGUGCUCAGCAUAUGUGGGAACCCCUUCAAGACUGUUGGAAAAGCAUUCCAGGUGAAGCUGGUUGAGAGAACGCUAAGAAUGUGCAAAGCUGUCAUCAAGGCUAAGGGUGGCUAUUUGAAGAAUCUCAAAUAAAAAAUAUAUUUUGAUUUGUUUAACACUUUUUUGGUUACUACAUGAUUCCACGUGUUAUUUCAUUGUUUUGAUGUCUUCACUAUUAUUCUACAAUGUCGAAAAUAGUAAAAAUAAAGAAAAACCCUUGAAUGAGUAGGUGUUCUAAACCUUAUGACCGGUAGUGUAUCUACCCCUUCAGUCCCUACAAUUUUUGGCCCUGACAGAAACAUGGAUUACACCAGAGAACACUGCUACUCCAGCUGCUCUCUCGUCCUCUGACUAUUUGUUCUCUCAUUGUCCAAGAGCAUCUGGUCGUUGCGGUGGUGGCACAAGGCUACUAAUUUCUCCUAAGUGGAUAUUUUCUAUUUUCCCACUCUCUCACCUGUCUAUCUCCUCACUCCAAUUCAAUGCAGUCACUGUCACUUGUCCAAUCAAGUUUAACAUUGUUGUCAUAUAUCCCCCACCAGGUGCUGUUGGAGAGUUCCUCAAUGAGCUUGACACCUUGAUAAGCUAAUUUCCCAACCAUGGCUUACCACUCAUUGUACUGGACGACUUUAACCCUGACUUCAAUUAAUUUCUUUCCCCCUCUUUCUUUCCACUCCUUUCCUCUUUUGAUCUCAGCCUUUCCCAGUCAUCUCCCAUUCACAAGACAGACAGACUAAUCUCACUGCAACCCCCCUACAGGUUUCUGAUCACUACUUUGUUUCCUUCUCUCUCCCUCUCUCCUCCAACACUACCCACUCAGCCCCUACCCAGAUGGUCAUGCGCCACUGCAAUCUUCACUCUCUCUCUCCCACUACUAUCUCCUCUUCUAUCAUAUCCUCUCUCCCUUCUGCUAAAUCCUUCUCCCUCCUGUCUCCUGACUCUGCCUCUUCGACCCUACUCUCCUCUCUUUCCGCCUCCUUUGAUUCCCACUGUCCACUUUCCUUCCCCUCCCACUCCGCAGCUGAGUGACUCACUGCGUGCUAACAGAACAGGGCUGCGGGCAGCUGAGCGGAAACGACCUAUCAUCCACUCCCUUCACUCUACCGUCUCUUCCUCUGUAUCCACUGUUAAAGACACUUUCUAUCACUCUAAAUUUCAAGCUUCUACCUCCAACCCUGGGAAACUCGUCUCCACUUUCUCCUCCAUCCUUAUUCGACAUCCGCUUCUCAUUCACUCAGCCUAUUGAGUCCACUGGUCCCACUCAGACAGAACUACCCUACACCUUGACCUCUUUCUACCCUCUCUCUCCAGAUAAAAUCUUGCGACUAGGGAUGACUGGCCGCCCAAAAACCUGCCCACUUGACCCCAUCUCAUCCUCCCUUCUCCAGACCAUCUCUGGAGGCCUUUCUUCCAUUCCUCACUUCCCUCAUCAACUCAUCCCUUUCCACUGGCUGUGUCCCCUCUGAUUUCAAGAUGGCCAGAGUCGCUCCCCUCCUCAAGAAACCAACAGUCGAUUAAUCUGACGUCAAAAGAUACAGACCUCUAUCUCUUCUCUCUUUUCUUUCGAAAACACUUGAGCGUUCUGUCUCUGACCAACUCUCUUGUUAUCUCUCUCAGAACCAUCUUCAAAACCCUAACCAGUCGGGCUUCAACGUGUUUCACUCAACUGAGACUACUCUCCUCUGUGUCACAGAGGCUCUCCACUCUGCCAUAGCUGACUCUCUCUCUUCUGUUCUCAACCUCCAGGUAGCCUUGCAGUUAAAAGCAUUAAACGAAAAGUUCACUGGUUUGAAUCCCCGAGCCGGCAAGGCAGUUAACCCCCAAGAACAACUGCUCCCUGGGUGCUGAUGACGUGGACGUUCGAUUCAGGCAGCCCGCCACACCUCUCUGAUUCAGAGGAGUUGGGUUAAAAGCAGAAGACACAUUUCGGUUGAAUGCAUUCAGUUGUGCAACUGACUUUCCCUUCCCUUACCUACCCACUGCCUUCGAGACCGUGAACCAUCAGAUACUCCUCUACCACCCUCUCAGGGUUGGACAACCUCUGCACAUUCCUGGAUUGCAUCCUGCCUGGCAGGCCACACCUACCAGGUGGCGUGGAGAGGAUCUGUGUCUGCACCACGUGCUCUCACUACUGGUGUCCCCCAGGGCUCGCUUCUAGGCCCUCUCCUCUUUUCUCUUUACAAGUCACUCGGCUCUGUCAUAUCCUCACAUGGGCUCUCCUAUCAACUACUCUUCUCCUUCCCCUGACACCCAGAUGGCGACACACAUCUUUGCGUGCCUGGCAGACAUCUCAGCUUGGAUGGUGGCCCACCACCUCAAGCUCAACCUCGACAAAACGGAGCUGCGCUUCCUCCCGGGGAAGGCCUGCUCGCUCCAAGACCUCUCCAUCACGGUUGACAACUCCAUGCUGUCCCCCCUCCAGAGUGCAAAUAACCUUGGUGUGACCCUGGACAACACCCUGUCGUUCUCUGCAAACAUCAAAGCAGUGACUAGCUCCUGCAGGUUAAAUCUCUACAACAUUGUAGAGAACAACCUUUCCUCACACAGGAAGUGGCGCAGGUCCUAAUCCAGGAACUUGUCAUCUCCCGUCUAGACUACUGCAACUCUCUGUUCGCUGGGCUCCUCGCUUGUGCCAUCAAAUCCCUUCAACUUAUCCAGAAUGCUGCAGCCCGCCUGGUGUUCAACCUUCCUAAGGAUGAGUAAGAUGGCUCCGACAGACAUGGCAGCUCUGCUUCUAGCUCCUAAGCAACUUUGCAGUCACAAGCGUUUCACUAUACCCGCAAUAACAUCUGCUAAAUAUGUGUAUGUGACCAAUACAAUUUGAGUUCUCCCAUGUCACCCCGCUCUUCCGCACACUCCACUGGCUUCCAGUCGAACCUCGCAUCAUCUUCAAGACCCUUGUGCUUGCCUACGGAGCAGCAAGAGGAACUGCCCCUCCUUACCUUCAGGCUAUGCUCAAACCCUGCAUCCCAACCCGCACACUCCGUUCCGCCACCUCUGGUCUCUUGGUCCUCCCACCCCUAUGGGAAGGCAGCUCCCGCUCAGCCCAGUCAAAGCUGAUCUCUGUCCUGGUACCCCAAUGGUGGAACAAGCUUCUCCCUAAAGUCAUGACGUCGGAGUUCCUGCCCAUCGUCCCAAAAUGUCUGAAACCCUACCUCUUUGCAGAGUAUCUUACAUAACUCUCUAGGCUCACUCGACACCCCCCUCCCCUCCCAAAUUGUGAUGUACGAUUGUGAUGUGUUGUUUUCUCACCUAGCUAUCUUAAGAUGAAUGCACUAAUUGUAAGUCGCUCUGGAUAAGAGCGUCUGCUAAAUGUCUAAAAUGUAAAUGUGAAUCUCUCAGGUGGCUAAACUGUUGUUGAAGUUUGGGGCGGAUGUAAAUGUGAGCGGGGAGGUGGGAGACAGACCGUUACACCUGGCAGCCGCCAAGGGCUUCCUCAGCGUCGUCAAACUGCUGCUGGCAGAGGGGAGCAAGACUGAAGGUGAGAGUCAAUUGCAGUAGGUCUGGGAGCUACAUGGUACAUGCUUGAGUUUCACUGUGUCUGUAAACAUGCUCUCAAUACAGACAUUGUCAAAAAAUACAAUCCUCGGUUCAGGUGAUAUACUGUUUAUCUUGAUGGGACGUGCGCUUGAGUGGGGAACAUUAAGAUGUAACUGCAAAGUGGACCUGAUGUUCAUUAUGGUCUACCGGUACUUACCAUCAUGUUUAUCUACAAGUCACACAAUGACAUCACAUAAUGGAUUCAGCCAAGUCUUCAAAGUUGUACAUGGUUUUAGUAAGGAAAUUACUAGCUUCUUUAAAGUUGCCCAACGAGAAAACAACUCAGUCCUUCUUCCUCCACAGUGAAUGCUCAGGACAACGAGGACCACGUCCCGCUCCACUUCUGUGCCCGUUUCGGCCACCAUGAAGUGGUCCGCUUCCUGUUGCAGGGCAACUUUGAGCUGCAGCCUCACUCCGUCAACAUCUACGGAGACACCCCUCUCCACCUGUGAGUUAACUAAUGAUACAGUACAUCAUAAUGAUAAGAACAUCUGGGGUGAAACCAUUUAGAGUACAACACGGUGGGAAUAGACAGAGAAUGAUAUCACUGGCUCAUGUGAGUACCCUCUGAGGCAUGCAGCAGUAGAUUGAACUCUACUGGGGCUGUAUGUCUCAGGUGUCUCAGAGUUGGAGUGCUAAUCUAGAAUCUGGUCCCCCCCCACUGUCAAUGUAACUGUUAUUCAUUGUGAUCUAAACUGAAAGGCAAAACUGAUCCUAAAUCAGUGCUCCUACUCUGAGACACUUGAUCACUAAGGGAUUUACAUGAUCCACACACACCAACAUAGUCGUGAAAAAGGCACGACAACGCCUCUUCACCCUCAGGAGGAAGAAAAAUGUUGGCAUGGGCCCUCAGAUCCUCAAAAAGGUCUACAGCUGCACCAUUGAGAGCACCUUGAUUGGCUGCAUCACCGCUUGGUAUGGCACCUGCUUGGCAUCCAACUGCAAGGUGCUACAGAGGGUAGUGCGUACGGCUCAGUACAUCACUGGGGCCGAGCUCCCUGCCAUCCAGGACCUCUAUACCAGGCGGUCAGAGGAAGGCCCUAAAAAUUGUCAAAGAAUCCAGCCAUCCAAGUCAUAGACUGUACUCUUUGCUACAGCACGGCAAGCAGUACCAAUGCACCAAGUCUGGAACCAACAAGACCCUGAACAUCUUCUACCCCCAAACCAUAAGACUUCUAAAUAGUUAACCAAAUAGCUACCCGGAAUAUCUGCAUUGACCCUCUUUUGCAGUAACUCUUUUGACUCAUCACAUAUACUGCUGCUACUGUUUAUUAUCUAUCUUGUUGCUUAGUCACUUUACCCCUGCCCAUAUCUACCUCAUACCCCUGCACAUCGACUCGGUACUGGUACCCCGUGUAUAUAGCAAAGUUAUCAUUACUCAUUGUGUAUUUAUUCCUUGUGUUAUAAUUUUUUCUAUAUUUUUCUCUCUGCAUUGUUGGGAAGGGCCUGUAAGUAAGCAUUUCACUGUUAGUCUACACCUGUUGUUUACAGAAAUACUAUUUUAAUUUAUUUUAUACAUAUGGUCCCUGGUCUUAUUCACUGAGACUGAUAAAAGCUACUAUAAUCUCCUUAUGUGUCUAGCUGUAUCUGCAAGUCAUUGCCCCUGUGUUCCACAGAGCCUGCUACAAUGGCAAGUUUGAGGUGGUGAAGGAGAUUGUGCAGCUGUCAGGCACAGAGAGUCUGUCCAAGGAGAAUAUAUUUAGCGAGACCGCCUUUCACAGGUAAUAACCCUAGUGUACCCCUAUGAGUUAACUUAUCUGUCUGUACUGGUCCAAGGUAACAUCAGUGUCUAACCUCUCUCCACAGUGCCUGCACCUAUGGGAAGAGUCUGGAGAUGGUCAAGUGCCUGCUCGGUCAGAAUGCCAUGAGCAUCAACCAUCAGGGUCGAGACGGACACACAGGUGGCUAUUUCUCCUCGUUACCUAAUCUAGGGCCAGGAGGUUUUCCCUGGCCAGGUUACGUGAUCAGAACAAUAUACUGACCCUAAUGAUGAAGUAUGACUGAGGCCAGGAGUUUUUGUUGACCAGAACUGAAGAGGAAAAACUCUUGGCCCUACAAAUAAUAUCUAAACCAGCCGAGAGCACUCAAUAAGGUCAAGUUCCAACUUUGUAAUCCCAGAAGGAGAUUCGUUUUGCAGCAAUAGUCAUACAUAAAAAAUGACUGACAAUUAGCAAGGACUUCAACACAAAUAAGGUCCAUAUGAAUGGGAGAAGAGCGGUUGAUCUGACUGCUUGGGCUAAUAACCUUUGAACCCUGUCACUGUCUCUGUAGGUCUGCACAGUGCAUGUUUCCACGGCCACAUACGUCUGGUCCAGUUCCUAUUGGACAGCGGGGCAGAUAUGAACCUGGUGGCCUGUGACCCCAGCCGGUCCAGUGGGGAGAAGGAGGAGCAAACCUGCCUCAUGUGGGCCUAUGAGAAAGGUUAGUCAGUGAUGGACAGAUCGGUCUGUCCAAUGAGAGGCCAAGGACAAACCUGUAUCUCAGAAAAGCUAGCUUUUGUAGCAACACGAAAUAGAGCUGAAAACAUUAAGAUUAUGACAUUUGUACGAUCUCUUUUUCACAGAUGAUUGACUUUGCUUGAAUUGUGAGGAGAUGUUUUGUCACUUUCAGAGUUGUGGCGGUGGUGUUGCUAGGAAACCUUGAUAGUACAGUACUCUGAGUAACUGUUUGUAAUUAAGUGUAGUCUGGCUGUUUAGUCUCCCACACUGUCACCCUACCCCUGUCUCAGUAGAAUAAAUAGUGAAGAGUUUGAGUAUUAGUAGUGACUGUAGUACUACCCAGCAGAGGUAGUAGUAGUAGAAGUAGUAGUGACUGUUGUAGUAGUGACUGUAGUACUACCCAGCAGUAGUAGUAGUAGUAGAAGUAGUAGUGACUGUUGUAGUAGUGACUGUAGUACUACCCAGCAGAGGUAGUAGUAGUAGAAGUAGUAGUGACUGUUGUAGUAGUAGUGACUGUAGUAGUAGUGACUGUAGUACUACCCAGCAGAGGUAGUAGUAGUAGUAGUACUCAGAUUCAGAUCAACUUUAUUAUCCCACCAGGGGAAAAUUCAUUUGGUCAUGUGCUUAAAAGGAUGGUACAAAAAACAUGAACACACAGAAACUACACAAUAUAAUUCAUUAAAAGUGCUAUAACUACACAUUUAAAGUGAAAGUGCAAUAUGCUGUAUACUCGAGGGACCAACAGACUAUCGAUUAUACAGCCUAAUGGCUGUUAGAAUAAAAGAGUCCCCAUAUCUAUAUUUUUUAUUUUUAUUUUGAAGAAGUCUCUUUCCCCUUGUCCGGCUGCUGCUGUGACUGAGUUUUGAGUGAAGGGGAUGAGUACUGUCCUGUAAAAUACUUUCAAGUUUUAGGAGGAUGAGUUUUGUGUGCAGGUUGGUGGCUGAUUCUUGAUCUAUACCAAUUAGCCUUCCCGCCGUCUUGAUCAAGCUCUGAAGUUUGACUUGGUCUUGCACUCGCAUGUUUCCAAACACACAUAUCAGACCAAAGGACAGCGCACUCUGCAGGACAGAUUUAUAGAACAUUUGUAAGAUAUGGCGGUCAACAUUAAAAUGGUUCAGUUUGCGUUAAAAAUUGCAAUUUUUUUAUCUUUGCAAAGGCACAGUCAUUGCAUUUCAGUUUAUUGUCUAUUUCGAUUCCCAGGUAUUUAUAUGUGGUCACUCUAUCAACUGAUUCCCCAUUGAUCUUCGUAGGGGGUUGUGAGUUUUGUUCCUUCUGAAAUCAAUUUCCAUCUCUUUUGUUUUCUUAACGUUUAUUUCAAGAAAGUUAUCUGCGCGCAACUGGAUGAAUUUUUGCCGUUUCUCUGUCAAAACCUUGAAGAGAGGCUUGGUCUGGGUGUCAUCUGCAUAUUUAAAUAAUUUGGGGCUGAGUUAGAGGCUUGCCAAUAAUUUGUGUACAGUGUGUCCAGUAUCGGUGAAAGUACGUAACCUUGAGGGGCUCCCGUAUUCACCGUUCUAGAUGUAGAGAUGGCAGAGUUAAACUUCACUUGUUGAGUACGCUUCACAGUAUUCAUUGACACCAGUUUAUCCACCAGUAGGUGGGGUUGGAUGGUUUUAAACGCGCUACUGAUGUCAAUGAAAACCAUUUUCACUAGGCUAUUUGCCUUUUCUAAAUGUUUGUAGAUGUUAUUCAGCAUUACCAGUAACGCAUCAUCAACACCCCUGGAGGCACAGUAGGCUAAUUGGUUUGGAUCUUAUCGGGAGGAGAGACCAGAGAGAAAUGUUUUGUGAAUUAUUUUUUCAAAACAUUUCAUAGGUACAGAUGUCAAGGCUACAGGGCGUAAAUCGUUCAUUCUUUUGGCCUGUUGUUUUUGGGUACUUGGACAAUCAGCGACUUCCAUAAAUCUGGAAUUAUCCCACUGUCCAGUGACAGCUGGAACAGCUUCUGGAAUGGUAAUGCGAGCUGGUCUGCGCAUGCCUAAAGUACCUUGCUGCUGACGCCGUUUGGACCAUAUGAUCUCCGUGGGUUGACACGUUGAAAGGAUUGCUUGACGUCAUUCACAGAGAUCUGUAUAUCAACAGCUGGUAUGCUGUCUAUACUGUCCAAGGCCACUUUCUGCUGCGAUGUAAAAUCACACAUGUCAAACCUACAAUAUAAACUGUUAAAUCAUUAGCAAAAGCAAGGUCAUUUUCAACAGUCAUACAAUGUCUCUUUGGUUUGUAUCCUAUGAUGGUUUGUAGCCCUUGCCAGGCUUUCCUACUGGCCUUGUGAUUGAAAAGGUUUUCUAAUUUCUCUUUGUAUGCUGCCUUGCACUCCUUGAUUUUGUUUUUGAGUCGCCUCUCAAUGUUUUUCCUUUCCUCUUUACUGCCACCUGAUUUAAACACUAGUUUUUUUUUCUGGUUGAGGAGCUCUUUUAAUUCCAGAGUUACCCACAGUUUAUUAUUGGGGAAGAUGUUGACUUUCUUUUUGGGAAUAACGAGAUCCUCACAGAAACGGAUGUACUCCGAGACGGUAUCUGUUGCCUCUUCCAGGUCAUCGGAGCUGUCCGUCAGGGCCGCCCAGUCAGGGGACUCUCUUCCAGGUCAUCGGAGCUGUCCGUCAGGGCCGCCCAGUCAGGGGACUCUCUUCCAGGUCAUCGGAGCUGUCCGUCAGGGCCGCCCAGUCAGGGGACUCUCUUCCAGGUCAUCGGAGCUGUCCGUCAGGGCCGCCCAGUCAGGGGACUCUCUUCCAGGUCAUCGGAGCUGUCCGUCAGGGCCGCCCAGUCAGGGGACUCUCUUCCAGGUCAUGGGCGCUGUCCGUCAGGGCCGCCCAGUCAGGGGACUCUCUUCCAGGUCAUCGGAGCUGUCCGUCAGGGCCGCCCAGUCAGGGGACUCUCUUCCAGGUCAUGGGAGCUGUCCGUCAGGGCCGCCCAGUCAGGGGACUCUCUUCCAGGUCAUGGGAGCUGUCCGUCAGGGCCGCCCAGUCAGGGGACUCUCUUCCAGGUCGUCGGAGCUGUCCGUCAGGGCCGCCCAGUCAGGGGACUCUCUUCCAGGUCAUGGGCGCUGUCCGUCAGGGCCGCCCAGUCAGGGGACUCUCUUCCAGGUCAUAGGAGCUGUCCGUCAGGGCCGCCCAGUCAGGGGACUCUCUUCCAGGUCAUAGGAGCUGUCCGUCAGGGCCGCCCAGUCAGGGGACUCUCUUCCAGGUCAUGGGAGCUGUCCGUCAGGGCCGCCCCAGUCAGGGGACUCUCUUCCAAGGUCAUCGCGCUGUCAGUCGGGGCCCCCUUCAGGGGCUAUCUUCCAGGUCAUCGGAGAUGUCGUCAGGGCCCCAGUCAGGGACUCUCUUCACAGGUCAUCGGACGCUGUCCUGUAGGGCCGCCCAGUCAAGGGGACUCUCUUCCAGGUAAUCGGGAGCUUGGUCCGUCAGCGGCCGCCCAGUUCAGGGGACUCUCUUCCAAGGUCAUCUGGAGGCUGUCCGUCAGGGGACCGCCCAGUCAGGGGCCUUUCUCUUCCAAGGUCAUGGGAAGCUGUCCGUCAGGGCCGCCCCAGGUCAGGGGACUCUCUUCCCAGUGUCAUGGGAGCUGUCCGUCAGACGAAGGGCCGCCCAGUCAGGGGACUCUCUUCCAGGUCAUGGGGAAGCUGUCCGUCAGGCGCCGCCCAUCAGGGGACUCUCUCCAGGUCAUCGGGGAGCUGUCCGUCAGGGGCCGCCCAGUCAGGGGACUCUCUUCCAGGUCAUAGGAGCUGUCUGUCAGGGCCGCCCAGUCAGGGGACUCUCUUCCAGGUAAUCGCGAGCUGUCCGUCAGGGCCCGCCCAGUCAGGGGACUCUCUUCCAGGUCAUAGGAGCUUGUCCUGUUCAGGGCCGCCCAGUCAGGGGACUCUCUUCUUAUGUCAUCGGAGCUGUCCGUCAGGGCCGCCCAGUCAGGGGACUCUCUUCCAGGUCAUGGGCGCUGUCCGUCAGGGCCGCACACUCAGGGGACUCUCUUCCAGGUCGUCGGAGCUGUCCGUCAGGGCCGCCCAGUCAGGGGACUCUCUUCCAGGUCAUGGGAGCUGUCCGUCAGGGCCGCCCAGUCAGGGGACUCUCUUCCAGGUCAUGGGAGCUGUCCGUCAGGGCCGCCCAGUCAGGGGACUCUCUUCCAGGUCGUCGGAGCUGUCCGUCAGGGCCGCCCAGUCAGGGGACUCUCUUCCAGGUCAUGGGCGCUGUCCGUCAGGGCCGCCCAGUCAGGGGACUCUCUUCCAGGUCAUCGGAGCUGUCCGUCAGGGCCGCCCAGUCAGGGGACUCUCUUCCAGGUCAUCGGAGCUGUCCGUCAGGGCCGCCCAGUCAGGGGACUCUCUUCCAGGUCAUCGGAGCUGUCCGUCAGGGCCGCCCAGUCAGGGGACUCUCUUCCAGGUCAUCGGGAGCUGUCCGUCGGGCCGCCCAGUCAGGGGACUCUCUUCCAGGUCAUGGGAGCUGUCCCGUCGGGGCCGCCCAGUUCAGGGGACUCUCUCCAGUCAUGGAGCGUCCGUCAGGACGGCCCAGUCAGGGGACUCUCUUCCAGGUCAUCGGAGCUGUCCCGUCAGGGCCGCCCAGUCAGGGACUCUCUUCCAGGUCAUGGGAGCUGUCCGUCAGGCCCGCCCAGUCAGGGACUCUCUUCCAGGUCAUGGGAGCUGUCCGUCAGGGCCGCCCAGUCGGGGACUCUCUUCCAGGUCAUGGGAGCUGUCCGUCAGGGCCGCCCAGUCAGGGGACUCUCUCCAGGUUCAUGGGCGCUGUCCGUCAGGGCCGCCCAGUCAGGGGACUCUCUCCAGGUCUCGGAGCUGUCCGUCAGGGCCGCCCAGUCAGGGGACUCUCUUCCAGGUCAUCGGAGCUGUCCGUCAGGGCCGCCCAGUCAGGGGACUCUCUUCCAGGUCAUGGGAGCUGUCCGUCAGGGCCGCCCAGUCAGGGGACUCUCUUCCAGGUCAUCGAGCUGUCCAUCAGGGCCGCCCAGUCAGGGGACUCUCUUCCAGGUCAUGGGAGCUGUCCGUCAGGGCCGCCCAGUCAGGGGACUCUCUUCCAGGUCAUGGGAGCUGUCCGUCAGGGCCGCCCAGUCAGGGGACUCUCUUCCAGGUCAUGGGAGCUGUCCGUCAGGGCCGCCCAGUCAGGGGACUCUCCUUCCAGGUCGUCGGAGCUGUCCGUCAGGGCCGCCCAGUCAGGGGACUCUCUUCCAGGUCAUGGGCGCUGUCCGUCAGGGCCGCCCAGUCAGGGGACUCUCUUCCAGGUCAUAGGAGCUGUCCGUCAGGGCCCGCCCAGUCAGGGGACUCUCUUCCAGGUCAUGGAGCUGUCCGUCAGGGCCGCCCAGUCAGGGGACUCUCUUCCAGGUCAUGGGAGCUGUCCGUCAGGGCCGCCCAGUCAGGGGACUCUCUUCCAGGUCAUGGGAGCUGUCCGUCAGGGCCGCCCAGUCAGGGGACUCUCUUCCAGGUCAUGGGAGCUGCCCGUCAGGGCCGCCCAGUCAGGGGACUCAGAACAGUCCUGCAAGCUUCUGUAGCUUCAGGAGUCCAGCUGUUCAUCUCCACCUUUUUAGUCUUCUCUCGCUGCAAACGCGGUUUGUAGACUGGGAUGAGCUGAACCAUGUUAUGAUCCGAACCCCCAACAUUGGGUAGUGCCUUGGAAAAAUACCCCACUGGGAUGUUACCAUAACAGAGGUCCAGACGGGUAGGACAUGUAACAUAUUGCUUAUAUGAUGGUAAAUGUUCAGAUAGAUUACACAUGUUAAAGUCAGAUCAGCUUUUCUGCUUCAGGUGACUCUGUCUCAGCCUAGGAUACAAGGUCAUGGAUCAAGUCAGCAGCUAUUGCUUCAGGUGACUCUGUGUCAGCCUGGGAUACAAGGUCAUGGAUCAAGUCAGCAGCUAUUGCUUCAGGUGACUCUGUGUCAGCCUGGGAUACAAGGUCAUGGAUCAAGUCGGCAGCUAUUGCUUCAGGUGACUCUGUCUCAGCCUGGGAUACAAGGUCAUGAAUCAAGUCGGCAGUUAUAUGGGUAUCAGCGGAGGGGGCUAUGUAAACAAUAAAUAGUAGGACCUGAUUUAUUUCCAGUGGCAGGUAGUAUGGCCGUAGGUUAAGAGCAAGGAGUUCAAUGUCUUUAGUACAGCCCUGGUGCUUAGUUGUAAUAUGGGCAGGAUUGCAAUAUUUCUCGUUGAUGAAUGCACAAACUCCACCACCUUUUCUCUUACCAGAGUUGAUGUUUUGGUCCAUUCUAACGAUUGUGUAGCUCCACAACGGAGUCGGGAUCCUGUUCCGUAAUCCAGGUCUCAGAUAGACAGAUCAGGCAGGAUUGAAAUUGAAAUUCCACAAAUUAACUUUUAAGAAGGCACACCUGUUAAUUGAAAUGCAUUCUAGGUGACUACCACAUGAAGCUGGUUGAGAGAAUGCCAAGAGUGUGCAAAGCUGUCAUCAAGGCAAAGGGUUGCUAUUUGAAGAUUCUCAAAUAUAAAUAUACUUUGAUUUGUUUAACACUUUUUUGUUUACUACAUGAUUCCAUAUGUGUUAUUUCAUAGUUUUGAUGUCUUCACUAUUAUUCUACAAUGUAAAACAUAGUAAAAAUUAAAGAAAAACCCUUGAAUGAGUAGGUGUUUCCAAACUCUUGACUGGUAGUGUACAUGUAGUAUUAGUAGUAGUACAACUACUAAUGGUGACUUUGGUAGAUGGGUAUAAUGCGGUAAUAAUGGGUUAGUUUAUAGUGAAUGCCACCGUAACAACCCUGUCUGUGUAUCCCUGUAUCUGUGACCCUGUCCCGGUGUCCCUACCCCAGGUCAUGAUACCAUCGUCACUCUGCUCAAACACUACAAGCGUCCCCUGGACGACUCCCCCUGUAAUGAGUACUCUCAGCCUGGCGGAGGUGAGUGGGAGAGGUGGGGGUCACUGGUGCACUUUGACCUCAAGGCCCUAGCAUCUAGGGCCAUCUCAUAGGGUGAAUCUCAAUUGUAUUUGCUUGAUUCCUUGUGUUCUCUCUACUUACUGCCUUCUCAAAACACAUUGGGGGAGAAGGUGAGAGGGGAGAUACCUCAGAUUUUCUCCAAUACGUUUUAAGGAGCCAAGGAGAGAGGAUGUAAGAAAUUAAGCAAAGACAAUUGAGAGAACUAAUAUUCUAUUUUUGAUGCUAUACUGUAUGUCUUUGCUAUGUAAUAUACUGUACAUCUAAUGCUAUAUGUCUUUAGGAGAGGCCAACCAAGGAGAGGAUGUUGACUAUUAACAUUAGUAAUGUUCAAAGAUAACACCUCACCAAGAUGAUUGAAUACAACACAAGUAAAUGUUAAAUAAUAGGCCUACAAAGGAGAGAAUGUUGAUUAUUAACAUGUGUAAUGUUCAAAGUGCAAGAUAACACCUCACCAAGAUUGCUGAAUACAAACAACACUGUAUAUGUGAUUUUCUAAAAAGGAAUAAAGAUUGAGCAGAAACAUGGGGCAUUUCCUUCAUCCUGUUUAUCUUGUCACUACUCUUUCAGAUGGGUCCUACGUGUCUGUGCCGUCUCCCCUGGGCAAGAUCAAAAGCAUGACUAAAGGUACUGGAGUGAAGCGAAGUACAUGACACGCAUCAUCCAAGCAGCACUUCACAUCACUGUCAUACUGACGCUGGUUACUGUUGCUAUGGGACUUAUUAGUGUGUGUCUCCUAUAUAUGAUGAUAUGGUAAUCGACAAUAGCAAACAACAGGCCAAUGUAAAAGAAACUACAACAAAAAAAGAGCGAGAAAAAACUCACUGGUUACUGUUGCUAUGUGACUCAGGUAGGGCUGACCCCAUUUAGUCGACUGGUCGAUUGUUUGGUCGAUAAGCUGUUGGUCGACCGAGAUUUCUUUAGUCCAGCAGUAGCCAAAAAAUAAGUAAUCAUGGUGUAUAAGACACCUGUCUGAUUGGCGCCUGUCUGAGUGGACUGAUCUAUUGUGGAGGCCUUUGGGAUGGCACAGUCCAUCAGUCUAAGACGUGUGCUACUGUAACCGGUGUGAAAUGGCUAGCUAGUUAGCGGUGCGCUAGUAGCGUUUCAGUCGGUGACGUCACUCGCUCUGAGACCUUAAAGUAGUUGUUUCCCUUGCUCUGAAAGGGCCGCGGCUUUUGUGGAGCGAUGGGUAAUGAUGCUUCGAGGGUGACUGUUGUCGAUGUGUGCAGAGGGUCCCUGGUUCAAGCCCAGGUUGGGCCGAGGAGAGGGACAGAAGCAACACUGUUACACUACUGAAAUUGUAUAUGGUUAUAUUACAUAAGAACAAUGACUCAAAACUAAUACAAAUAAUAUUAUUUUAUAACAAAUGCGCUUUCUCCCUCGUUGGAUAGUGGUCGCUGUCCGCGGUUCAGAAACACAUCAAUGCGCUGUUUAAUUGGCGCCUUUUCCUAGACCAUGUUGCUAUGUGCAUAAUAGCAAAGUUAACCAGCAUAUUGGUGUUGAGAACAAUGUGGCGGAGGCAGCAGCAGAAUGAGGAGAUGAGAAAACAGCCCUCGCCUUAUUGUCUAAGAAAAGUGAGGAGAGAGGAAACCCCAACUUAAUUAGGUCUAUAUUCAACAGCCUAACUGUUAAAUGUGCCUGGUUUAUAAACCAUCAAUAUAUCUACAGAAAUAAUACAGAUCCUGCUUCUGUUGCCUGUUUGAGUUUAAUAGCCUACUGAUUCCGUGAGCACCAAGCCUCAUGCAACGACAUGUCAACUAAACAAUUCCACAAAUUCGGCUGUUUUUAAUCUUUGCUUUGCUGUAAUAAAGGCUUCAUACUUUUUUUUGAUAGAACAGCCUGUCUGGUAUUAUUUAUAAUUUAUUUACUGUUGUUUAAACUGUUCCAAAUUGUCAGAAUAAUUAUAUAUAUAAUAAUAAUAACCCUCCUUUUACUUGAUCUCCUUCUUAUUGUUAUUAAUAAUAUUAUGAUCAUCAUUAUAAUAAUAAGAGAUGUCGUUAUCAUUAGUAGGCUUAGUAUAGCAGCCUUGUAGAACCAACAUUGAGCUGUAGGCCUAAGAGCACAUCCUGUUUAGUCUUAAUACCGUAUAACUUACUUAGGCCACAGCAUACCAGUCAUUCCUGAUUUGAAAUGCAAUCAAGCAUUUUAGUUUUCAUAUAAAAUAAAGCGAGCUUUGAAUAAUUCGCUUAAACAAUAAAUAAAACGUUCCAAUUCGGAAAUGGCAUUCACGAAUGAAUGCCUGUUUUUAGUCUUUGCUGUAAUAAAGGCUUUAAAAAAAAAACGUUACAACAGACUCUCUGGACGCUUAUAAUUUAUUGAGUGUUUACAUUGUUCCAAAUGGUCAGGAAAAUUAUAUUGUAUAAAGCACCUGUUUGGUGCACAUAAUAUGACGCAGUGCUUGCUCCAUACCUUAUUUUUCUUGAUCGCCAGUAUUUUCCACAACUAGUAAAAAUGUAUUCUACACAUCUGUCUUCCCCUUUACCUCCUGCGCAACCAGUAAACAUUCCCCAUUUCCAGUUUAUUUGUCAGGUCAUCUGCAUCCAUUUUGCUGUCACAUGGGUUACAGUGUUCAGAGUUUGUUAUACCGUUUUAUGUGAUUAUGAUAUGCUAUAGGUCAAACCCUAUUGUGCCCUAUUCGGACUUGAUUAGUUUUACUAGGGGAGGUUGGGCAAUGUAAUUAUGUGCAUGAGCACAAAACACCACAUCUGUAAUUUUGGUCCCAUACCAAUCUGCCAUGUCAGUAAUUUGUACAUGCAGGUGAGUAACAAUUCCAGCCAGAAUAACCUACUGCUUUUUUUGCGAACUCCAAGGUCCUCUGAUAAUACUAGUCCCGUGCGAAUCGACAUCCUUGUGUUUUGAAAGAAAGGUCUGAGUUUGACAGGUGUUGCUCGCGGUUUGCGCAAGAAAACAAUAACUGAUUGGAUAAAUUGAACUAAGUGCUGCGUAUAAACUAUAUAUGAACGGCCUACAUGUAGCCUAGCAACUUUCCCAGUGAAUGCUUUUGUUUAUAUGUUUUGUGCGUAUGAUUAUAAUAUUGGCAAACGCAUCCGUAAAAAACAAUUCUUGAGCCUAUUUAAUGCAACCCUUGCUGUUAAUAGAUCGCAAAAGCAGCAUACAACUGACCUAAACGUUUGAAAUUAUACAUUCAUUUUCUCAUCCAAAGCCUUAAAACGCAUCUCAAGUGAAAUUGCUCACAUCUGAAGGCUGGGGGGCAUUUAGGAUGUACUGUUGAUCGCUAAAAUAGCCUAAUGAUUAUGAUCACACUUCCUCAAUUCAAAUAUUAUGGCGAUAAUAUACCAAAGAUGGUUUGGUAUGGUUUAGAAACUUGGGAACCAAGCUUGAGUUAUCAGUGUGUCCCUAUCACCUGGACAUGUUGAAAUACUGUAUCUUCAUACCUAGAAUUUAAACAUCCAGGCUUCCGUCAUAACUGUCAAUGUAUUUAUUUUUAAAAAUACAAAUUACAGGGGAAAAAACUAAUGCCGUCCGAAUCUUACUCUGGAAUAGCGGACAUUCUGAAGUAAUAAUUAGAUAACCGAUGUUCUCUAAUAAUACUAGUCCUGUGAGAAUAGGUCUUUGGUCACGUGCAUGCGAUGCAUACAUGUGUGACGUAAAGCGGUUGAGGGAAUAUGGAAUGUUUUUCCUAAGCAAACGAGGGAGUUUGGUAACAGAACUUUUCGGUCAGAAAUUAUGUAUUUACAGUGCAUUCGGAAAGUAUUCAGACCCCUUGACAAUUUCCACAUUUUGUUACAUUACAGCCUUAUUCUAAUAUGGAUAAAAUCGUUUUUUCCGCCUCAUCAAUCAACACACAAUACCCCAUAAUGACAAAGCAAAACAGUUUUUUAGAUUUUUUUGCAAAUAUAUUACAAAUAAAUAACUGAAAUAUAACAUUUACAUACAGUACCAGUCAAAAGUCUGAACACACCUACUCAUUCAAGGGCUUUUCUUUAUUUGUACUAUUUUCUACAUAGUAGAAUAUAUGGAAUUAUGUAGUAACCAAAAAAGUGUUACACAAAUCAAAAUAUAUUUUAUAUUUUAGUAGCCACCCUUUGCCUUGAUGACAGCUUUGCACACUCUUGGCAUUCUCUCAACCAGCUUCAUGAGGUAGUCACCUGGAAUGCAUUUCAAUUAACAGGUGUGCCUUCUUAAAAGUUAAUUUGUGGAAUUUCUUUCCUUCUUAAUGCGUUUGAGCCAAUCAGUUGUGUUGUGACAAGGUAGGGGUGGUAUACAGAAGAUAGCCCUAUUUGGUAAAAGACCAAGUCCAUAUUGUGGCAAGAACAGCUCACAUAAGCAAAGAGAAACGACAGUCCAUCAUUACUUUAAGACAUGAAGGUCAGUCUAUCAGGAACAUUUCAAGAACUUUGAAAGUUUAUUCAAGUGUAGUCGCAAAAACCAUCAAGCGCUAUGAUGAAACUGGCUCUUAUGAGGACCGCCACAAGAAAGGAAGACCCAGAGUUACCUCUGCUGCAGAGGAUAAGUUCAUUAGAGUUAACUGCAUCUCAGAUUGCAGCCCACAUAUAUGCUUCACAGAGUUCAAGUAACAGACACAUCUCACCUCAAGCAUUCAUGGUCGAAUUGCUGCAAAGAAACCACUACUAAAGGACACCAAUAAGAAGAAGAGACUUGCUUGGGCCAAGAAACACGAGCAAUGGGUAUUAGACCAGUGGAAAUCUGUCCUUUGGUCUGAUGAGUCCAAAUUUGAGAUUUUUGGUUCAAACCGCCGUGUCUUUGUGAGACGCAGAGUAGGUAAACGGAUUAUCUCCAAACGUGUAGUUCCCACCGUGAAGCAUGGAGGAGGAGGUGUGAUGGUGUGGGGGUGCUUUGCUGGUGGUAUUUAGAAUUCAAGGCACACUUAACCAGCAUGGCUACCACAGAAUUAUUUAGCGAUACGCCAUCCCAUCUGGUUUGUGCUUAGUGGGACUAACAUUUGUUUUUCAACAAGACAAUGACCCAACACACCUCGAGGCUGUGUAAGGGCUAUUUGACCAAGAAGGAGAGUGAUGGAAUGCUGCAUCAGAUGACCUGGCCUCCACAAUCACCAGACCUCAACCCAAUAGAGAUGGUUUGGGAAGAGUUGGACCGCAGAGUAAAGGAAAAGCAGCCAACAAGUGCUCAGCAUAUGUGGGAACUCCUUCAAGACUGUUGGAAAAGCAUUCCAGGUGAAGCUGGUUGAGAGAAUGCCAAGAGUGUGCAAAGCUGUCAUCAAGGCAAAGGGUGGCUACUUUGAAGAAUCUCAAAUAUAACAUAUAUGUUGAUUUGUUUAACACUUUUUUGGUUACUACAUGAUUCCAAAUGUGUUACUUCAUAGUUUUGAUGUCUUCACUAUUAUUCUACAAUGUAGAAAAUAGCAAAAAUAAAGAAAAACCCUUGAAUGAGUAGGUGUGUCGAAACCUUUGACGGGUACUGUAAGUAUUCAGACCCUUUACUCAGUACUUUGUUGAAGCACCUUUGUCAUCGAUUACAGCCUAGAGUCUUCUUGGGUAUGAUGCUAUAAACUUUGUACACCUGUAUUUGGGGAGUUUCUCCCAUUCUUCUCUGCAGAUCCUCUCAAGCUCUGUCAGGUAGUAUUGGGAGCGUCGCUGCACAGCUAUUUUCAGGUCUCUCCAGAGAUGUUCGAUCGGGUUCAAGUCCGGGCUCUGGCUGGGACACUCAAGGACAUUUAGAGACUUGUCCCGAAGCCUCUCCUGCGUUGUCUUGGCUGUGUGCUUAGGGUCGUUGUCCUGUUGGCAGGUUACCUUCGCCCCAGUCUGAGGUCGUGAGCGCUCUGGGGCAGAUUUUCAUCAAGGAUCUCCCUGUACUUUGCUCCGUUCAUCUUUCCCUCGAUCCUGACUAGUCUCCCAGUCCCUGCCGCUGAAAAACAUCCCCACAGCAUGAUGCUGCCACCACCAUAUGGAAAUAUACACGUUUAAACAUUUUGACCAAUUAAUUGGUCGAACGAACAGACGACUCUUGGUCGACCAACAUUUAUUUUUGUCGGGGACAGCCCUGGACUCGGUGUGUCUUUUAAUUAUGAUCUGGUAAUCAAUAUAGUAAACACCAGGCUAAUGAUAAUCUGCGGACUGACUGAUGGUCAAUUAUAUAUUUUCCUAGUUUAGCCUACCUGAUAUCUGUUUGUUUUUGACACAUUUCUUGAUCAUUGAUCACUUGAUUCAAAAUAAGACUCAAAUGACCUUGAACAUUUUAUUAUCUCUCUUUAGAAAAGGCAGAUGUUCUUCUCCUCCGGGCCAGCCUCCACUCAAGCUUCCAACUGCAGCUCUCUGACCUGGAGUUCAAUGAGAUCAUUGGUUCAGGUAUUACGGACAGAUUCAACCCUAUACUGUUUUCCUUAACAACAUGCUUUUUGCACAUACAGACUAUAUUGAAUAGUAUAAUAUAUUUUCUACCCACAGGCUCCUUUGGAAAGGUCUAUAGAGGCAAGUGUAAGAACCAGGUCGUUGCCAUCAAAAGGUAGGUAAGUCUAAGGAUUAACAUCUCUAACAUUGGUUAGCAUUGCUCUUGGCUCGCAAAAUGAAUGUAAAUACAAAGGACUAAAAUACAACAUAAAAUGCUAAAAUACAAAUGACUUAAAUACGAACUACUAAAAUAUUAAAUACAAUUCUGAGACACAAAUGAAUGAAAUAGGAACUAACUUUAAUUCUCCUCUCUAUAGGUAUCGGGCCAACACGUACUGCUCCAAGUCAGACGUGGACAUGUUCUGCAGGGAGGUGUCCAUCCUGUGUCGUCUCAACCACCCCUGUGUCAUCCAGUUUGUGGGGGCGUGUCUGGACGACCCCAGCCAGUUCGCCAUCGCCACCCAAUAUGUCUCUGGGGGCUCCCUGUUCUCCCUGCUGCACGAGCAGAAGAGGUGAGGCCCUGAGCAGAUCUCAGACCUGUCAAUGGACUGCACUGUUACUGUCUUUAUAGCAUUUACAUUUACAUUUACAUUUACGUCAUUUAGCAGACGCUCUUAUCCAGAGCGACUUACAAAUUGGUGCAUUCACCUUAUAGCCAGUGGGAUAACCACUUCAGCAGUGGGGGGGGUAGAAGGAUUACUUUAUCCUAUCCCAAGGUUCAGAUUGAGGUGGUGAUCUGUCAUCCACACUGAUAUGUCUGCCAGACAUGCAGAGAUGCGAUUCACCACCUGGUUAUCAGAAGGGGGAAAGGAGAAUAUUAGUUGUGUGUCGUCUGAAUAGCAAUGAUAGGAGAGGCCAUGUGAGGAUAUGACAGAGCCAAGUGACUUGGUGUAUAGCGAGAAUAGGAGAGGGCCUAGAACUGAGCCCUGGGGGACACCAGUGGUGAGAGCACGUGGUGCGGAGACAGCUUCUCGCCACGCCACUUGGUAGGAGCGACCGGUCAGGUAGGACGCAAUCCAAGAGUGAGCCGCGCCGGAGAUGCCCAGCUUGGAGAGGGUGGAGAGGAGGAUCUGAUGGUUCACAGUAUGAAAGGCAGCAGACAGGUCUAGAAGGACAAGAGCAGAGGAGAGAGAGUUAGCUUUAGCAGUGCGGAGAGCCUCCGUGACACAGAGAAGAGCAGUCUCAGUUGAAUGACCAGUCUUGAAACCUGACUGGUUUGGAUCAAGAAGGUCAUUCUGAGAGAGAUAGCAAGAGAGUUAGCUAAAGACGGCACGCUCAAGAGUUUUGGAGAGAAAAGAAAGAAGGGAUAUUGGUCUGUAGUUGUUGACAUCAGAGGGAUUGAGUGUUGGUUUUUUGAGAAGGGGUGCAACUCUCGCUCUCUUGAAGACGGAAGGGACAUAGCCAGCGGUCAAGGAUGAGUUGAUGAGCGAGGUGAGGUAAGGGAGAAGGUUACCGGAGAUGGUCUGGAGAAGAGAGGAGGGGAUAGGGUCAAGCGGGCAGGUUGUUGGGCGGCCGGCCGUCACAAGUCGCAAGAUUUUAUCUGGAGAGAGAGGGGAGAAAUAAGUCAAAGCAUAGGGUAGGGCAGUGUGAGCAGGACCAGCAGUGUCAUUUGACUUAACAAACGAGGAUCGGAUGUCGUCAACCUUCUUUUCAAAAUAGUUGACGAAGUCAUCCACAGAGAGGGAGGAGGGGGGAGGGGGAGGAGGAUUCAGCAGGGAGGAGAAGGUGGCAAAGAGUUGCCUAGGGUUAGAGGCAGAUGCUUGGAAUUUAGAGUACUAGAAAGUGGCUCUAGCAGCAGAAACAGAUGAAGAAAAUGUAGAGAGGAGGGAGUGAAAAGAUGCCAGGUCCGCAGGGAGUCUAGUUUUCCUCCAUUUCCGCUCGGCUGCCCGGAGCCCUGUUCUGUUAGCUCGCAAUGAGUCAUCAAGCCACGAAGCUGGAGGGGAGGACCGAGCCGGCCGGGAGGAUAGGGGACAUAGAGAGUCAAAGGAUGCAGAAAGGGAGGAGAGGAGGGUUGAGGAGGCAGAAUCAGGAGAUUGGAGGUAGAAGGAUUGAGCAGAGGGAAGAGAUGAUAGGAUGGAAGAGGAGAGAGUAGCGGGAGAGAGAGAGCGAAGGUUGCGACGGCGCAUUACCAUCUGAGUAGGGGCAGAGUGAGUAGUGUUGGAGGAGAGCGAGAGAGAAAAGGAUACAAAGUAGUGGUCGGAGACAUGGAGGGGAGUUGCAGUGAGAUUAGUAGAAGAACAGCAUCUAGUAAAGAUGAGGUCAAGCGUAUUGCCUGCCUUGUGAGUAGGGGGGGACGGUGAGAGGGUGCGAUCAAAAGAGGAGAGGAGUGGAAAGAAGGAGGCAGAGAGAAAUGAGUCAAAGGUAGACGUAGGGAGGUUGAAGUCCCCGAGAACUGUGAGGGGUGAGCCAUCCUCAGGAAAGGAACUUGUCAAGCUCAUUGAUGAACUCGCCAAGGGAACCUGGAGGGCGAUAAAUGACAAGGAUGUUAAGCUUAAAUGGGCUAGUGACUGUGACAGCAUGGAAUUCAAAUGAGGAGAUAGACAGAUGGGUCAGGGGAAAAAUAGAGAAUGUCCACUUGGGAGAGAUGAGGAUUCCUGUGCCACCACCCCGCUGACCAGAUGGCGGCAGGUAGCUUAGUGGUUAAGAGCGUUGUGCCAGUAACCGAAAGGUCGCUGGUUCUAAUCCCCGAGCCGACUAGGUGAAAAAUCAGUCGAUGUGCCCUUGAGCAAGGCACUUAACCCUAAUUGCUCCUGUAAGUCGCUCUGGAUAAGAGCGUCUGCUAAAUUACUAAAAUGUAAAUGUAAUGCUCUCGGGGUAUGCGAGAACACAUGGUCAGACGAGGAGAGAGCAGUAAGAGUAGCAGUGUUUUCAGUGGUAAUCCAUGUUUCUGUCAGCGCCAAGAAGUCGAGGGACUGGAGGGUAGCAUAGGCUGAGAUGAACUCUGCCUUGUUGGCAGUAGAACGGCAGUUCCAGAGGCUGCCUGAGACCUGGAACUCCACAUGGGUGGUGCGUGCAGGGACCACCAGGUUAGAGAGGCAGCAGCCACGCGGUGUGAGGCGUUUGUAUAGCCUGUGCGGAGAGGAGAGAACAGGGAUAGACAGAGGUAUAGUUGACAGGCUACAGAAAAUGGCUACAAUAAUGCAAAGGAGAUCGGAAUGAAAUGAACUAAACAUCUGGGAAAGGAGAGAGCGGGGCCUCCCUCACCACAACACCCAAAUAUAACUCUCCCAACUUCCACCUCAGAACUAUAAUUGUUGUAAACUACAGCGGUUCAAUGUUUUCUAGGAAUAGACUAACUUAGUUUAUUCAGCUAGCUAACUUGGUACAGUAUUCUUCCGUGAAAAUCGUCCAGGGCACCUAGUCAUAAGACGCCACAGCCAGCUAGCAUGUCGGACUCCAACAACACGGUUUAGCACCAAUACUCGGCCACAACAAACCACCAGUGUGUCAACACGCCAAGCAGAUCAUUCGUGUCCGUGUCUAACGUUGUGGGUUAGUCCCGACAGCUUGAGCGAGUCCGUCGUCAACUUAUUCAGCCAGUUAGUUAGCUAGAAUAGUUAGCAUACUAUAUAGCGUUCCUGUUCCUGGCCAUUGACACAUAUAGCGCUGUCAAUGGCCAGGAACAGAAGAGGUGGUUCUGAACUGAUCUUAGACCUGUCAAUGGACCACUGUACUUUUACUCUGUCUAAACAUAUACAGUGCAUUCGGAAAGUAUUCAGACCCAUUUACUUUUUCCACAUUUUGUUACUUUACAGCCUUAUUCUAAAAUGGAUUAAAUUGUUUUUUCCCCUCAUUAAUCUACACACAAUACCCCAUGAUGACAAAGCAUAAACAGGUUUUUAGAAAUGUUUGCUAAUUUUCAGACCCUUUACUCCGUACUUUUUUGAAGCACCUUUGGCAGCGAUUACAGCCUAGAGUCUUCUUGGGUAUGACGCUACAAGCUUGGCACACCUGUAUUUGGGGAGUUUCCCCCAUUCUUCUCUGCAGAUCCUCUCAAGCUCUGUCAGGUUGGAUGGGGAGCAUCACUGCACAGCUACUUUCAGGUCUCUCCAGAGAUGUUCAAUCAGGUUCAAAUCCGGGCUCUGGCUGGGCCACUCAAGGACAUUCAGAGACUUGUCCCGAAGCCACUCCUGCGUUGUCUUGGCUGUGUACUUAGGGUUGUUGUCCUGUUGGAAGGUGAACCUUCGCCCCAGUCUGAGGUCCUGAGCUCUCUCUGGAGCAGGUUUUCAUCAAGGAUCUCUCUGUACUUUGCUCUGUUCAUCUUUCCCUUGAUCCUGACUAGUCUCCCAGUCCCUGCCGCUGAAAAACAUCCCCAUAACAUGAUGCUGCCACCACCAUGCUUCACCGUAGGGAUGGUGCCAGGUUUCCUCCAGAUGUGACGCUUGGCAUUCAGGCCAAAGAGUUCAAUCUUGGUUUCAUCAGAUCAGAGAAUCUUGUUUCUCAUGGUCAGAGUUCUUUAGGUGCCUUUUGGCAAACUCCCAAGCGGGCUGUCAUGUGCCUUUUACUGAGGAGUAGCUUCCGUCUGGCCACUCUACCAUAAAGACCUGAUUGGUGGAGUGCUGCAGAGAUGGUUGUCCUUCUGGAAGGUUCUCCUAUCUCCACAGAGAAACUCUGGAGCUCUGUCAGAGUGACCAUCGGGUUCUUGGUCACCUCCCUGACCAAGGCCCUUCUCCCCCGAUUGCUCAGUUUAGCCAGGUGGCCAGCUCUAGGAAGAGUCUUGGUGGUUCCAAACUUCUUCCAUUUAAGAAUGAUGGAGGCCACUGUGUUCUUGGGGACCUUCAAUGCUGCAGAAAUGUUUUGGUAUCCUUCCCCAGAUCUGUGCCUCGACACAAUCCUGUCUCUGCACUCUACGGACAAUUCCUUCGACCUCAUGGUUUGGUUUUUUGCUCUAACAUGCACUGUCAACUGUGAGACCUUAUAUAGACAGGUGUGUACCUUUCCAAAUCAGGUCCAAUCAAUUGAAUUUACCACAGUUGGACUCCAAUCACGUUGUAGAAACAUCUCAAGGAUGAUCAAUGGGAACAGGAUGCAUCUGAGCUCAAUUUCGAGUUUCAUAGCAAAGGGUCUGAAUACUUAUGUAAAUAAGGUAUUUCUGUUUUUCAUUUGUAAUACAUUUGCUAAAAUUUCUAAAAACCUGUUUUUGCUUUGUCAUUAUGGGGUAUUGUGUGUAGAUUGAUGAGGGGGGAAAACAAUUUAAUCCAUUUUAGAAUAAGGCUGUAACGUAACAAAAUGUGGGAAAGGUCAAGGGGUCUGAAUACUUUCCGAAUGCACUGUAGCUGUCAAUGGGCCACACAUUAGUCAAUACUCGUGCAUCUCCACAACAUAUAAAUUAACAAAGAACCUAGUAAUGGACCAUGGUAACACUUUAUUAUAAGGUACACAUAUUAGCUACUCAUUUGUAGUUUAUAAGUGUGUAUACAAGUAGUUAAUAGGGCUUAAUUAUGCCAUGUUAGACAUUUGUUAGGCAUUCAUUAAAGGUUUUCUUGUUCAAUUAUUAUAAGUCAUGUGUUACUGGCCAAUCCUCAAUAACAUCAUUGUUAACAAUAAACGAAUAUAAUAUUUAAUAAAGAGCAAGUUACACAAGAAACAUACUUUUCCUCCUCUAAGAGGGAGUUUUAUUCAAGGUAAAAACGGCAACAACAACAAGAACAAAAUAUCAAACAAGAACAAUUUAUUUGUAAAUGUUGAAUGAAAAAAUGACCUAAAGGAAAGGAAAAGCUGUUGCAGUAAAAGGAACAUAGAACAGAACACCAUGGAAAAAAGAAACAUUUUCUCUUCUGUAAAAUACUUCUGUUGUGAUACAGUUAGUUACGUAGGAGGAAGUAAUAAUCUUGUUGAUAAGUCAUUAUAAUAAUACAAAUAAUAAUUAGGUGGGUGCUUACAUUUGUCCUGUUUCACAUACUGUAUGUACAAGUGUGUAUUAUACAGUGUCUUCAGAAAGUAUUCACACCCCUUGAAUUUUUCUACAUUUUGUUGUGUUACAGCCUGAAUUUAAAAUAGAUUAAAUUGAGUUUUUUUGUCACUGGCCUACACGCAAUAUCCUAUAAUGUCAAAGUGGAAUAAUGGUUUUAUUUAUUUAUUGUAUUUUUAUCUCAUCGCUGCAACUCCCCAAUGGGCGUAAAGCCCCCCUGGCCAAACCCUCCCCUAACCCAGACGAUGCUGGGCCAAUUGUGCGCCGUCCUAUGGGACUCCCGAUCACGGCCGGUUGUGAUACAGCCCGGGAUCGAACCCAGGUCUGUAGUGACGUCUCUAGCACCACUCGGGAGGCCCAAAAUUGAAUUAUGUUUGUAGAAUAUUUUUUUAAUAAAUAAAAAAUGUAAAGCUGAAAUGUCUUGAGUCAAUAAGUAUUCAACCCCUUUGUUAUGGAAAGCUUAAAUAAGUUCAGGAGUAAAAAUGUGCUUAACAAGUCCCAUAAUAAGUUGUAUGAACUAACUCUGUGUGCAAUAAUAAUGUUUAACAUGAUUUCUGAAUGACUACCUCAUCUCUGUACCCAACCAAACCAUUAUCUGUAAGGUCCCUCAAUCGAGCAGUGAAUUUCAAACACAGAUUCAACCACAAAGACCAGAGAGGUUUUCCAAUGCCUCGAAAAGAAUGGCACCUAUUGGUAGAUGGGUAAAAAUACAAAAGCAGACAUUGAAUAUCCCUUUGAGCAUGGUGAAGUUAUUAAUUACACUUUGGAUGGUGUGUCAAUACACCCAGUCACUACAAAGAUACAGGCGUCCUUCCUAACUCAGUUGCCAGAGAGGAAGGAAACCGCUCAGGGAUUUCACCAUGAGGCCAAUGGUGACUUUAAAACAGUUAGAGUUUAAAGGCUGUGAUAAGAGAAAACAACAUCGUAGUUACUCCACAAUACUAACCUAAUUGACAGAGUGAAAAUAAGGAAGCCUGUACAGAAUACAAAUAUUCCAAAACAUGCAUCCUGUUUGCAACAAGGCACUAAAGUAAUACUGCAAAAAAUGUGGCAAAGCAAUUAACAUUUUGUCCUGAAUACAUUUACAUUUUAGUCAUUUAGCAGACGCUCUUAUCCAGAGCAAUUAGGGUUAAGUGCCUUGCGCAAGGGCACAUCGACAGAUUUUUCACCUAGUCGGCUCGGGGAUUAGAACCAGCGACCUUUCGAUUACUGGCACAACGCUCUUAACCACUAAGCUACCUGCCGCCCAAUACCAAGUGUUAUGUUUGGGGCAAAUCCAAUACAACACAUUACUGAGUACUACUCUCCAUAUUUUGAAGCAUAGUGGUGGCUGCAUCAUGUUAAGGGUAUGCUUGUGAUCAUUAAGGACUGGGGGGGGGGGGAAAAAGAAACGGAAUGGAGUUAAGUACAGGCAAAAUCCUAGAGGAAAACCUGGUUCAGUCUGCUUUCCACCUGACACUGGGAGAUGAAUUCACAUUUCAGCAGGACAAUAACCUAAAACACAAGGUCAAAUCUACAAUGGAGUUGCUUACCAAGAAGACAGUGAAUGUUCCUGAGUUGCCGACUUACAGUUUUGACUUAAAUCAACUUGAAAAUAUAUGGCACGACCUGAAAAUUGUUGUCUAGCAUGAUCAACAACCAAUUUGAAUAAUUGUUAAUAGAAUAAUGGGCAAAUGUUGCUCAAUCCAGGUGUAGAAAGCUCUUAGUGCCUUACACAGAAAGACUCACAGCUGUAAUCGCUGCCAAAGGUGCUUCUACAAAGUAUUGACUCAGGGGUGUGAAUACUUAAGUAAAUUAGAUAUUUCUGUAUUUCAUUUUCAGUAAAUUUGCAAACAUUUCUAAAAACAUGUUUUCACUUUGUUAUUAUGGGAUAUUGUGUCUAUAUGGGUGCGAAAAAAAACAAUUGAAUAAAUUUGUAAUUCAGGCUGUAACACAACAAAAUGUGGAAUAAGUCAAGGGGUAUUAAUACUUUCUGAAGGCACUGUGCGCAUGUGAAUUGGAAAUUAGUUUUUUGCAUAUCCCACUCCCCCUGAGACACCCUCGGAGGGUGGGUUUCACAGCCAGGAAUCAGCCAUUAUUGACAGUGACUCCUCCAGGAAGACCAGGAUGAGGUUAUCCCUGUGGUCCACCAGCAGACACAGGGUGGCCAGCCGCAGCUCCAGGGAGCACCAGUUACUGCGCAGGUAGUGAUGACUCCCCACACACAUGGUGUGGCGGCUGCCGUAGAGGCUGUCUAUGAUGUUGUCCACGAUGUCCUUCCCCAGCUGGAAGUCCCUGCUGUGUAGACAGAGAGAAAGGAAGGGAGGCCCCCUCUGCUCCAGGCCCGGCAACAGCUGCUCCACCACCCAGUUCUCGUCUCUCCCGCUGUAAGACACAAAGGCAUCGAAGCGGUGAUGACCCCUGGGGUUGGGCCUCCGCACGGCCUCUUCCAGCCAGCCACGUGUGAUGUGGGUGGCAGAAGGCCAGUAGGUAGUCCCCGGCCAGCUGAUGGAGCAGCACAGCCAGCAUGAAGAGGAGCAGGCCCAGGGAGGUGCAGAGGAACAGGACAAAGCCCAUGUCCAGGGAACAGUCUUCAUUUUUGCAUGUCAACUCCAACUCCCCCUUUAGCCAAAAAAAUACCUGGACUUGUCUCUGUCUCCUGGCCCAGUUGUCCAGCCAGGCGUUGUCACAGCUGCAGUGCAGGCGAGGACUGAAUAACUCCAUAUACCUCAGGCUGGUCAGAGGCUCUGGAAAGCUCUCUAACAUGCUAAACUCCUCUCGGGCUUGGACUUGAAUCAAAAUGAGGGAGUGCAGGUCUCUGCUCAGCUCCUCCUCCAGAGGGAGGAUCCUACAUUCCAUUAGGCUCAGGCUCUCCAGCCUGGUUAGGUUGUGGAACAUGAUGCCCAGCGCUGGCUGCACGAUGAGGUCCACUCCUGUCAGCUUCAGAUGCCUCAGCUGCACAAGCCUGUUCAGGUUAGUCAUGUCCACAGUUGGUUCUCUCACAAAGUCUGGUGAGAGAACCAACUCAAACUCAAACUCCUGCGGAGAGAGGAAGUACUUUGCGACGAAGUGAGACCCACACAGAAGAUGUCCUGUUACAGCCCUGAGGUUGACAACAGACUGGAAGAAUGGUCUCCAGCAGUCCUGGAAGAUCACAUUCAAUGGAGUGAAGAGCUGCAGGGUGAAGCCUGGUUUUGGGGUGCUGUCGCUGCCGACGGUGAUGUUGAGAGGACACCAGGAGCUUAUAUUCAUGUGAGUCAGCGCUUGAGGGAAGACUCAACCGAAUAUGUGCGUCAGAUUCACACUCACAUGUUUCUCCCACUGGCUGGAUGGAUGGUGAAUGUACCCUAAAUCUAAAUUUGUCAACGAAGUGAGGUGGAUGAACGCAAAUGCUGCAAUUUGCAUGAUUGGAUUAUUGAACAGUGUUAAAAUCUCUAAACUUUGCAGGCCAAAGAAACUGUUCUCUGUAAUCUGAGAGAUGUUGUUACUCCCUAGGUUUAGGAACCUCAAUUCACCAAGUCCCUUAAAUGUAAAGUCCACAAUAGUGGUGAUAUAAUUGAAUCUUAAAUCCAGCCAUUUCAGAUUGAUCAAGCAACAGAACUGCUCUGAGGUGAUGUUUGGGAUUUGAAUUUGUUUCAACCAUGUGACAGGACUCUUCUGAGUGUCACAAAGCACAUUUAAAUCAGGGGGCUCAGAGAGGAUAUCAGUGAAAUGAACAGAAACGCUCUUUUCGGUGAGAUUCUUCAAAUCAUGGAUCAAGCUCAGAUUAACACUGGCCUUAACACCAGCAGGAAAGUAGAUGCUAAGCACCUGAACCCCCUGACAGUUUCUCACUGCAGACGCUGAGUAGUUCCCAGUUUCAUGUUUUCAUAUAUCAAGUUUUGUAAUCGAAAGUCUCAAAACUGUUUUACAAACAGACUCAAAGGAAAUGCUUUUCUCAUUGAAAAAAUGUAAUUCAAGCAGUCUCCAAAUUCCAGACUGCAUAAGCUGUGUCUGUAGCUCAUUGGGCAAAGUGAGCAAUGAGAUGUUUUCGAAGCAUCUAAAUGCUCCAUUUUCUAACUGGCGUGCAUUAGGGAAAGAAAAAAUAACUUAUUGAAGACUAUAGAAUUGAGGAAGCUCAAGAACAGCUCCGUUCGUGUCAGAGCAGUUCUGGUGUCUUAAAAUGGCUAUCUCCUCUGACCUAAAGUACAGGUUAGUUAAUGACUGUGACAUAUUGACUAUCCUACAUAACAAAAUCAGACAAUUCCUCUGUGCCGCUGUAGACUGAGAGUUUUUUCAGAAGAGGGAUCCCUCCCAAUGCGUCCGGUGCCAUCACAGAAAGCCUGUAGUUAUCAUUUCCAGUUCCUCCAAGCUAGUCAGGUCAGUAAAUGUGUUGGAUGGAAGUGAUGAAUUGGAAGUGAUGAACUUACUGCAGGACAAAGACAAUUUCUUCACACAGGAGAGCCCCUUGAAGGUGCCAGGGAGAAUGGUCGGCAGACAGCCCUUUAUAGAAAGUGUCAGUAGAGGAUAGAACCUAGAGAGGGCUCCAGACUGCAGGACAGAUCCACUCCUGACGUUGAGCCAGAGGAACUGGUAGUGAGAUGGGAUGAUGGAGAGGUUGAGUUUGAGGUCGCAGAC